AUGCCGGUCCGAUCAAAUGGUAGUGACACCUUUCUCAUCAUGACGGUAAUUAAACACCCCAGAGCACAGGCUUUUAUGAACAGGUCUGAUGAACACCCACCAAGGACAACACUGUCCUCCCUCAGAGAUGCAGUUGAUGAAUCUGAGCUUCUCACUGUGCCAGAUGGGUGGAAAGAGCCAGCCUUCACAAGAGAAGAUAAUCCCAAAGGGUUGCUGGAAGAAAGUAGUUUUGCAACGUUGUUCCCAAAGUAUAGAGAAUCGUACUUGAAAGAGUGCUGGCCGCUCGUCCAGAAAGCCUUGGGUGAAAACUAUGUGAAUGCAACGCUGGAUCUAAUUGAAGGAAGCAUGACUGUCACUACCACUAAGAAGACUUUUGAUCCGUAUGCAAUCAUCAGGGCUAGAGAUUUAAUAAAACUUCUGGCAAGAAGCGUUCCAUUUGAACAGGCAGUUCGUAUCCUUCAGGAUGACGUUGCAUGUGACAUCAUUAAAAUAGGCUCUCUGGUGAGGAAGAGAGACACUUUUAUAAAAAGAAGAGGGCGACUGCUUGGGCCAAAAGGAUCCACUCUGAAGGCCCUGGAGCUGUUAACGAACUGUUAUAUUAUGGUGCAAGGCAACACUGUUUCGGCUCUUGGACCCUUUAGUGGACUAAAAGAGGUUAGAAAAGUUGUUCUGGACACAAUGAAGAAUAUACAUCCCAUAUAUAACAUUAAGACUUUGAUGAUCAAAAGGGAAUUAGUGAAAGAUCCUGAACUGAGGUCACAAAGUUGGGAAAGAUUUUUGCCUAAGUUCAAGCGGAAGAACUUGAAAAAGCGCAAGGAGCCAAAGAAGAAAAAUACUAAGAAGGAGUACACACCGUUCCCACCUCCGCAGCCAGAAAGCCAGAUUGAUAAAGAAUUGGCAAGUGGUGAAUACUUCUUGAAAGACAGACAGAAGAAACGAAAGCGAGUGGAAGAGAUAAAGGCAAAGCAAGCAGACGCAGUCAAGAAAAGACAAGAAGAAAGAAAUAAAGCUUUCAUCCCACCAAAGGAAAAGCCAGUUGUGAAAACAAAGAAAGCCUCCACUGAGAAAAAAAUUGAUAUUGAAGCCAUCAAGGAAAAGGUAAAGAAUGCAAAGAAGAAGAAAUUAGGAGCACUUCCUGUGGAAGAAGUCAAGUUAAAAAUGGCAGCAGAUGAAAAGAAAAAAAAGAAAAAGAAGUAAUUCACCACCUGAGAUGUUCACCUUUCUUUCGUGUUAGUGAACAUUUUCACGCUUGGAAGAUUUGAGACUUCUUGCUGUCAGUAUAAUCUGGACAAGAGAAGAUGGGUAGAAAGAUAAUUCUCUUUGCAUAAGUACACUUUAAUUAGUGGACCUGAAGUAGCUGUGCAAAAUUACUGAGGUUGGUGA
This is a messenger RNA of Opisthocomus hoazin, 1383 nucleotides long. The record is from RefSeq and is a predicted model, not a curated record. Lineage: Eukaryota; Metazoa; Chordata; Aves; Opisthocomiformes; Opisthocomidae.